AUGGCUGAGAGUGCAUUCCCCAGCGCCCAACAACCCCUCCGGGUGGGCACAAAAGACGACAAAGCCGCUGCUUUUCAGAAGAUCUCCGAGGAGGACGAAUACGAGGUGACGUCACCAACCGAUCCCACUUUUCGAUCUGCCAACGCCGCUGCUGCAUCCUCGUCGACCGGCAGCCCCUUCUUCGGUGGUAGUUAUGGCGAGAAUAGCGGACCAAUUCGUUUCAACAGGAGUCCGUUCGACAAUGGGCCCAGGGAGGAGGACGACGAGGGUGCCGACGAGUUCCCUCCGGAAGACAUCCGCCCCACGGGCGCCGCGAAUCAGGGAUUCCCUAAUAACUACGCGCUGGGCCGCCGGACAUCGGUUUCAGCAGAGUCACUGAACCCGACCUCGGCUGGCUCAGAUAGCUGGACUCCCCCGUACCAUGAGAAAACAGAGGAGCAGCUGUCCCGCCUGAAGACUGCGGUCAGCAGCAACUUCCUCUUUUCGCACCUAGAUGACGACCAGUUCAAGAGUGUGCUCGAUGCUCUGGUUGAAAAGCCUAUCCCAGCCAAGGGCAUCAAGGUUAUUAGCCAGGGUGAUGCAGGAGACUACUUUUACAUCGUAGAGAACGGCCACUUUGACUUCAUGAUCCACCCAUCGGGCUCCGUGCAACCCGGUCCGGACGGCAUGGGCAACAAAGUGGGCUCCGUUGGACCCGGAGGCUCGUUUGGAGAGCUGGCUCUCAUGUACAAUGCGCCUCGCGCGGCCACCGUCGUGUCGGUGGACCCGAAGAGCACACUCUGGGCCCUGGACCGCAUCACUUUCCGACGGAUUCUCAUGGACUCGGCCUUCCAGCGCCGUCGCAUGUACGAGGCAUUCCUCGAGGAGGUGCCGCUGCUGUCAAGCCUUAAGCCCUAUGAGCGUGCCAAGAUUGCCGAUGCUCUGGACGCCAUCAAGUAUCCUGCUGGCUCUACGAUCAUUGCUGAGGGCGAUCCGGGUGAUGCCUUUUACCUUCUCGAAUCCGGAGAGGCGGAUGCCUUCAAGAAUGGCGUGGAGGGCCCUGUGAAGUCCUACAAGCGCGGCGACUACUUUGGUGAGUUAGCCUUGUUGGAUGACAAGCCACGGGCCGCAAGCAUCGUGGCCAAGACAGAGGUGAAGGUGGCGAAAUUGGGCCGGGAUGGCUUCAAGCGGUUACUGGGCCCUGUGGAAGAUAUCAUGCGACGAGCUGAAUACGAAUCGAAACCUGUGCCCGCUUGA
Messenger RNA from Aspergillus niger, 1236 nucleotides. It is a transcript of the gene pkaR, whose product is annotated as cAMP-dependent protein kinase regulatory subunit pkaR-Aspergillus niger. NCBI's taxonomy places the organism in Eukaryota, Fungi, Ascomycota, Eurotiomycetes, Eurotiales, Aspergillaceae. Gene Ontology annotation, biological process: regulation of protein phosphorylation. The coding region runs from base 1 to 1236 and encodes 411 amino acids. The transcript has a single exon. The record is from RefSeq and is a predicted model, not a curated record. Gene Ontology annotation, cellular component: nucleus; cAMP-dependent protein kinase complex. Gene Ontology annotation, molecular function: cAMP-dependent protein kinase regulator activity.